This is a messenger RNA of Durusdinium trenchii, 1664 nucleotides long. The record is from the annotation of a GenBank genome assembly. Lineage: Eukaryota; Dinophyceae; Suessiales; Symbiodiniaceae.
GUUGAUUCAGUUGAUUCUGUCGCUUCUGCCAUUGCCAUGGCGGUGGGGCCCACGCCGGCGCUGCGGCCUGGGGUGGGUUUCUGUUUGCAGGCCAGAAGCACCGGCUCUCCUCCGGGGCGAUGGUUUCUCAACAUGACCAUGCACAAGCUGGUGGAGUUGCCGGUGUCGUACUCCGGACAGAAGGUCACGAAGGAUUGGAUCUUACGCCAUGGCAUCGCUAAUCUGCAGGUGCCGUUUGAUAUGGGCUCCUUCCGAAAAGUCAAGGGCGAACGUGCCGAGGGUGCAAAGCAGACGACCUACUGUUUGGACGUGGUGUUCCACCCUCUCAUCAUACAGCUCUUUGUGGAUGAUGCCUUCUGCAACAGCAUGGAGUCCUUCCGACCCUUCGUCAUCAACCUCACCCUGAAGCGCAUUGAGGAGAGCUUGAACGUGAAGCUGGAGACCUCGAGUAUCAAAUUGGUGAAAGACUUCAGGUACAAGGAUGGCGAAGAUGGUGAUGCCAGAGAGUUCCGAGAACUUCCAGAUGAAAAGGAUUCCUUUGAUGAAGAGCUUCGGACUCCUCCGCCCAAAGAGGAACCGGAGGAGAUCUUGAUCGAGGAUCUGACGCCGGAUGUGAGACCAGCGCCGGCGCUCAAGAAGGGGUUUUUGAAUGGCAAGGCCAAACUCUAUGGACCUGAAGGUUCCAAGGAAGGGGUCUUGCCGGAGAACGCGGGCGACCCGCUCGGCUACAUCCCCAAAAGGUUACGAGAUCAGUGCAAGAUCGUGGACACCAGAAGUCCCGAGUACCAGGAACACCAGAAGCAAAUGGAUGCUACUAAUGAGAGCAACCGCCAGCAGCAGGAGUUCCGAGACAACAUCCUCUCUGACUUGGACAAAUGGGCCAAGAAGAGCGCGCCAGACAGAUGGGAAGCAGAUCGUCCAGAUGGGACAGAGGGCACCAAGAAGUACACCAAUGACUACUCCAGGUUCGAGCAGAUCGAAGAAGAGCCUGAGCCGCCUGAGAAGGAUAGCCGGGACUACUAUUUCGAUGCGAAAGGCGUGCCAAAGAAGAUUGAUGAGCCCAAGCAGGAGGGCCCCACAUCACAGUCUCCGGCCAUGAAGAAGGGCUUCUUGGAGAACGUGAAGAAGGCUCUCUAUCCCAGCGGCCCUAGCCCCACGGACGCCCUGAAAGCUUCAGACCUGGCGGAACUGGCAAACCUCAGUGAGGGCGAGAUCAUGCAGCGCAUUGCGCAGAUGUCGCCUGAGGAGAAAUCCAUGAUGGAUGACCUGCAAUCUUUGUUGGAAGCCGGUCAGAAGCAAGAAGAGCAGAAGCAGAAAGAGCCGGAGCCAAAGGAGCAGAGGCGAUCUGCGGAGUACUCUUUGACCGCGACAGAGGAGGGGCAUCAGCUGCAGAUCCAUGUGCCGGAGUUGGACUCAAUGAAGGGAGUGGAUUUGGACGUGACCCAAGAGAGCGCAACCAUCGUCUUCCCGCAUUCGCUGAUGCCUCUUCAAGUGAAGCUGCCGACCGCAGUGCUUCCCACAAAGGUGAGGGCCAAGUUCUCCAAGAAGACGCAUCACAUCAAUGUGAGCUUGCCCUCCGCGUGACGGCUGCGUGCCAAUUUCAGUGUCACUCUCCAGGUGCAAGGAAUUCACCGACCGCAGAGACCGCAACGAGAGAGCAGGUC